AUGCUGCGUUGCUUGUCGGCGCUUUUUAGCUGUGCUGUUUUCGAAAUUUCCACCGCCAAACAGAUUGCACGCCACAAAGCCAGCCCCAACGGCACGGAUAUCUUCAACGCUGAUGUCAGCCUCGCCAUCAAGGUCGGCCUUACCGAAAAGCCAGUUCGCAGGGGUCACUCGGUCAGUUUCUCGAAGAUUUGUGACGGGCAUCUGUCCGCGGACAGCUUAGCACCGCGCGUGCGCAACCCCAGGCCAGGCACCUAUGAACUGACGGACAAGGGCCAUGCGCUGCGUAUCGACAUCGAGAAACUGAGAGCAUGGAAAUCGGCACACCCAAAGGAGCCCGACCGCCGACCGUACACCUGGGAUGUUGGCAUGGAGCCCGGCGGCACGAGGGGCGCGUUGCAUAUCCUCGAAAAGUUGAACAGUGAACAAUAUCUCUCGGAAGACAAUGAAGGG
Messenger RNA from Mesorhabditis spiculigera, 450 nucleotides. The record is from the annotation of a GenBank genome assembly. Lineage: Eukaryota; Metazoa; Nematoda; Chromadorea; Rhabditida; Rhabditidae.